Perca flavescens (yellow perch) is the source of this 3647-nucleotide messenger RNA. RefSeq names its product cadherin-4. The record is from RefSeq and is a predicted model, not a curated record. Gene Ontology annotation, biological process: adherens junction organization; homophilic cell-cell adhesion; cell-cell adhesion mediated by cadherin. The coding region runs from base 566 to 3370 and encodes 934 amino acids. The transcript has 17 exons. Gene Ontology annotation, molecular function: calcium ion binding; beta-catenin binding; cadherin binding. Lineage: Eukaryota; Metazoa; Chordata; Actinopteri; Perciformes; Percidae. Gene Ontology annotation, cellular component: adherens junction; plasma membrane; catenin complex.
AAUGCUGCGCGCGUCUCCCUGACGAGUUAACUGCCGAAAUCCAAUAACGCACAUAUCAGAUGGUGAAGCAGUGAACUUUCACGGCUAAUGACUUCGCCAUACAUUUGGACGAUAGGGACUCGAAUCAUGGUUAACCGACCCUUUCAUUUGCAACCACAAAACUGCGAAGCCGUUUAGGUCGCCACAGGAGAGGGAUUUAAAUACCGGAGACCUCGGAAAGAGGAAAAGACGUCAGUGGCGUGGUUGUUUGUUCCAAAGCUCCAAACGAGUGUUUCUUUAAGUGCGUGUGUGGAGUUGUCCUGCACCGGGUGAUAGGAGGGGUUGGAGAGUGACGCUGGCUGCGCCUUGGUGCUGAGCGGAGCGCUCACCUGCACAUGAGAGAGCCGGGGGAACUCGGGCCAGAGCUGCAGCACACUCACGGAGCACAAGGAGGGGACGUAACGAACAGUCUGAGCAAGAAGGGGGGGGAAGAAGAUAAAAAAUUACACAAUUACUGGAGAAGAAUUACGAAUCUAGCCUCUUUGUGGAUCCUCGUCCAGGCACCCUGGCUCGCUCGCUCGCCACGAUGAGAACUGACUUCGCUCUGGUCCUGACAGCAGCCCUUCUUCUUGACACAUUCUGGAGGAAUAAUGGGGAGCAUGCUUCCAAAGAUCCCUGCCGACCUGGCUUCUCACAAAGCUUCUACUCUGUGCUGAUUUCAAGGGAUGUACUGCAAAGCCAGGGCAUACGUAAAGAUACCACAGUGUCAUCACAAAAAGUGAAGUUCAGUGACUGCAUGGGGAAUGAAGCUGUGGUUUUCCAGAGCAGUGACCCUUUCUUCAGCGUGCAGACAGACGGGUCCAUCUUUGCCCAGGGAGAGGGAGCCAGCCUGGACGAACCUGUCCAGUUUAAACUGACAGCAAGUGGUCCACACACACAUGUCUGGGAGACUGUUGUCCAACUGGCCCUAAUUGACUCACCAUCAUCUCAACAAAAUGAAAACGAGGUCACAAAGGAAGAGGGGAAAGUCGCUGAGAGAAAAGAAGGGAAGGACGAGUCCCAAGCACCACCUUCGGUCAUCAUGUUCUCAGGGUCCGGUCGGAACAGCUCCAAGGGCCUACGGAGGCAGAAGAGGGACUGGGUGAUCCCACCAAUCAACGUGGCAGAAAAUUCUCGAGGACCGUUCCCUCAGAUGCUCGUCAGCAUUCGUUCAGACCAGGACAAGGACAUCUCGAUCCGAUACAGCAUCACUGGGGUGGGAGCAGAUCAACCACCCAAUGAGGUGUUCAAUAUCGACCCCGUGCUUGGAAAGAUGUUCGUCACCAAACCUCUUGAUCGAGAACAUCGCUCUUCUUACCAUCUGCGAGCCCAUGCAGUGGACAUGAAUGGGAACCAGGUUGAGAACCCCAUCGACCUGUACAUCUUUGUCAUCGACAUGAAUGACAACAGACCUGAGUUUAAAAACCAGGUCUACAAUGGCUCUGUGGAUGAAGGCUCUAAACCAGGAACGUAUGUGAUGCACGUGUCAGCGUUUGACGGUGACGACAACACCACAGCUAAUGGAAUGGUGCGCUAUCGAAUCCUGUCCCAGAUGCCGCACACCCCCAUUCCGAACAUGUUCACCAUCAACAGUGAGACUGGAGAUAUUGUGACUGUGGCUCCUGGUCUUGAUCGAGAGAAAGUGUCCCAGUAUACAAUCAUCGUGCAGGCCACGGACAUGGAGGGCAACCUGAACUUUGGGCUUUCCAACACAGCCACUGCCAUAAUCACUGUCACCGACAUCAACGACAACCCUCCCAUGCUGACAUCCAGAACUUUUUCCGGUGAGGUCCCAGAGAACCGAGUGGAUCUUGUGGUGGCUAAUCUGACAGUGAUAGAUGCUGACCAACCGCACUCGCCGAACUGGAACGCCAUCUACAGGAUCAUCAGUGGAGACCCAUCUGGGCACUUCACUAUCCGCACUGACCCUGUCACCAACGAUGGCAUGGUCACCGUGGUGAAGCCAGUAGACUUUGAGAUGAACCGUGCCUUCAUGCUGACGGUGGUGGUGUCCAACCAGGCCCACCUAGCCAGUGGUAUCCAGUCCUCUCUCGAGUCCACAGCUGGGGUCACCAUAUCUGUCCAGGAUGUCAACGAACCCCCUUACUUCCCCACGAACCCAAAACACAUCCGCUUUGAGGAGGGCGUCCCUGCUGGAACCAGCCUGACCACCUUCUCAGCCUCCGAUCCCGACAGACUACAGAUGCAGCAGACAAUCAGGUAUUCAAAGCUGAACGACCCUGCAGACUGGUUGUCCAUCAACAGAACCAAUGGUCAGAUUGUAACCACUGCAAUGCUGGACCGGGAGUCUAUCUAUGUCAAAAACAAUAUAUAUGAAGCCACAUUCCUGGCAACAGACAAUGGCUCUCCUGCAGCCAGUGGCACAGGCACGCUGCAGAUUUAUCUGAUAGAUAUUAAUGACAACCCUCCAGCGCUCAUACCCAGGGAGUCUCAGAUCUGUGAGCGGGUGAACAAGAAUGUCCACGGUGUUAACAUCACUGCCGCUGAUGCUGACACAGACCCCAACGCUGGACCCUUUGUCUUUGAGCUGCCCAACUUUCCCACCAGCAUCCGACGCAACUGGACAAUUUCUCGGAUCAGUGGUGAUUACGCCCGUCUAGGGCUGCGGUACCAGAUAUAUUUAGAGCCGGGGGUGUAUGAGGUCCCUGUAAUUGUGUCGGACUCGGGGAACCCUCCGUUGUCCAACAGGUCGGUCAUCAAAGUCAAGGUGUGUCCCUGCGACGAACACGGAGACUGCACCACUCUCGGGGCCGUUGCGGCUGCUGGCCUGGGAACGGGAGCCAUCAUCUCCAUCCUCAUCUGCAUCAUCAUUCUGCUCAGCAUGGUGCUGUUGUUUGUGGUGUGGAUCAAGCGCAGAGAGAAGGAGAGACACACCAAGCAGCUGCUUAUUGACCCUGAAGACGAUGUCAGAGACAACAUCCUUAAAUACGAUGAAGAGGGAGGAGGAGAGGAGGACCAGGACUACGACCUAAGCCAGCUGCAGCAGCCUGACUCCUUGGAGCACAUUAUUAGCAAGCCGCCUGGUGUCCGCAGGGUGGAUGAACGUCCCAUCAUCCCUGAAUCCCAGUACCCAAUCAGGCCUGUCGUGCCCCACCCUGGAGACAUCGGGGACUUCAUCCACGAGGGUCUGCGAGCAGCAGACAAUGACCCCACAGCUCCUCCGUAUGACUCCCUGCUGGUGUUUGACUAUGAGGGCAGUGGCUCUACCGCCGGCUCCGUCAGCUCCCUCAACUCAUCCAGCACGGGGGACCAGGACUAUGACUACCUCAACGACUGGGGCCCCCGCUUCAAGAAGCUGGCCGACAUGUACGGAGGAGGGGAUGAUGAUUAAAUCUGCCCAGUCAAACAUACACACGCACACACACACCCUCGUUCCGUCAGCUGGCCUGCCAUGCUCUGUCCCUCUAACACAUGGGGCUAUUAAACCCUUAUUGAACACAAGUUACCAAUGACAUGUUCACACUGACCAACUGACUGACCAACCAACCAAUCAAAUUACCCACCACAGAGGACCGGUGUUGUGAGUCAGUUCCGGGUGCUCUUCUCAACCGUCUCCUGCUCUAAGACUGAAACGGAAGCUCUCAAUUGCGGGCUUCACAUCGUUUGUA